This is a messenger RNA of Haemorhous mexicanus (house finch), 4660 nucleotides long. RefSeq names its product golgi SNAP receptor complex member 1 (gene GOSR1). Gene Ontology annotation, molecular function: SNAP receptor activity. The transcript is spliced from 9 exons. Gene Ontology annotation, cellular component: SNARE complex; Golgi medial cisterna; Golgi membrane. The coding region runs from base 42 to 788 and encodes 248 amino acids. Gene Ontology annotation, biological process: vesicle fusion; endoplasmic reticulum to Golgi vesicle-mediated transport. The record is from RefSeq and is a predicted model, not a curated record. Lineage: Eukaryota; Metazoa; Chordata; Aves; Passeriformes; Fringillidae.
GCUCUGCCCCGCCCGGCCCGCGCUGACGUUGGACAACAAAGAUGGCGGCGGGGAGCAGCAACUACUGGGAAGAUCUCCGGAAGCAGGCGAGGCAGCUGGAGAACGAGCUGGACCUGAAGCUGGUCUCCUUCAGCAAGCUCUGCACCAGCUACAGCAGCUCCCGAGACGGAAGACGCGACAGGUAUAGCUCUGACACAACUCCUCUGUUAAAUGGAUCAAGCCAGGACAGAAUGUUUGAGACCAUGGCUGUGGAGAUUGAGCAACUUCUGGGAAAGCUGACUGGGAUAAAUGACAAGAUGGCAGAGUACACCAACAGUGCGGGCGUGCCGUCGCUGAACGCGGCGCUGAUGCACACGCUGCAGCGCCACAGGGACAUCCUGCAGGAUUACACACACGAAUUCCACAAAACCAAAGCAAACUUCUUGGCAAUACGAGAAAGGGAGAAUCUGUUGGGAUCAGUACGGAAAGACAUCGAGUCGUAUAAAAGCGGCUCUGGCGUGAACAACAGGAGAACAGAGCUGUUCCUGAAGGAGCACGAGCACCUCCGCAACUCAGAUCGACUGAUAGAAGAAACAAUAAGCAUUGCCAUGGCAACAAAAGAAAAUAUGACUUCUCAGAGAGGGAUGUUGAAGUCAAUACAAAGCAAGAUGAAUACCUUGGCAAACCGUUUUCCAGCAGUGAACAGCCUGAUCCAAAGGAUCAACCUCCGGAAGCGACGGGAUUCCCUCAUCCUGGGCGGCGUCAUCGGCGUCUGCACCAUCCUGCUGCUCCUCUACGCCUUCCAUUGAUGGCUGCUUCCCCCCUGGACUCUGCCAAAGCUCAUCACCACCUUCCCUCCUCCCAGCCAAGGAAAAGGGACUUGGGGGAAGCAUCAGACUUCCACAGCCUGCUCGUGGCUGGGGCUGUCAGCAUGAUGUCUGGAGCUUCUGAUGGUAGACACUGACACUGGGCUUGGGCUGAAGCUGCAGUGUUUCUCCUCCCCUGCUGUUCAACUUCCUUUGGGUUAAAUUUGGUGGGAUUUGUUUGUCUUUCAUUCCCUUUCUCACUGUAAGGUAAGUGCCCAUGGGAUGCUUAACCAGAACUGGGGGAACAGUUCCAGUGCUCAGCAGUGCUGGGGAGGUUUGGUGCUGGCUGGGGAGUGGGAGAGGAUUAAGUUUGCCUUGUGUGGAAGCUCAGCAGGAAGGCUUUUCCCUCUAAUCCCAGCCCAGUACUGAAUUUCACCCUGAGAGAUGAAUAUUGCAGCUUUAAGCCUUCAGGUUGCUUUACUACUAAAUACAUGUUCUGUAAUUCUUCUUAACUCCUGGUUGAGAUUUUAGUUAUUUCUGCAUAAUUCGUGCUGUGAAAACUGUGCUUCACACAAAUUCCUCAAAGUUCCCAAAAAAAAAAAAGGGUUUCUGUUCACUUUUUGCACAGAACAUGAAUAUGAAAGUACCCUCUGAGGGAGAUCAUAAGAUUUCUUGUGGCUUUAAAGGGACUGACAAAGUCCCACUGUGUAAAAAGGGAGCACAGUGUCCCAGCAGCUAUUUACUCAAGUGUUCAGUCAUCUGAAAAGUGACCAAACAUGAGUUCACCUGAAGGAAUCUUUUGGGUGCAAAUACUUUCAUUUUGGCUGGCAUCAUAAAGAUCUUUAUAAAGACACAAGAAGCAGUUUACAAAGCCUAUACUGUAAUUUAGGUGAAGUUAUUCUGAUAGUGCAGGUAAGAAGGAUAUGAAAUAAACUGUUGAUUGGAAAUGAAAAUGAUGAUGGUUAUAGCUGAGGCAAAGGUGUCUGUGAGCAAAGGUUUUGGACAUAACUCCUCCUAGCAAAGAGCUGACUGUAUGAAUAGUGAAACAAGUGUUAUUUACCAUUAUCUGGGAGGGAAAAAACUUUUUCUUGGUCUGGACAGGCAAAAAGGACCCUGUUGUUUGUCUGUAAACAAAGCUGACAUCUGCAGUGGCUUUGAUGCUGCAGCUUCCCAGAUUACAGCUUUUUCUGCUCUUUCAACAGCACUUUUCCAUCUGUCAUAUCAUAACCCAAUAAAUUCAAGCCUUGGCACUGAAAUACCUUUCUAAGAACUUGAUUAACUCUUUUCACAAUCCACUUAGAGUGCUCCUAACAGAUUCCAUGUAUUCCAUCACCCCCAAAUGUCACAGAGUCCCCAGGUUCUCCUCUGGAGCAGAGUCCAGCGGGAUGGACACAAUUUUUUACUUCAUUUUAUAGUGCCUGUGAGUUGGAGGGAAUAGAGACUUGUGUAGUGUGCAAACCCACACUAUUACACCCAAAAUGUCUGGAUUUAAAGGCUUCUUUGCAGACUUAAUAACCCUGUGCUAAAAAGUCAACAAGGGCUUCUAAUCAGCCAUCCUGCCGUUGGGAUUUGGAAGCAUUUGGAAUUAAGAUGUGUAAAACUGUGGGGCUUGUAUUUGAAAUAAAGGGUGAUUAUUUGGUUGAUUUGGGAAUGUUCCCAUUUGCAGAUGAAGUGUUUAUUAAGGGGGUUUAUGAAAAAGCUUGAUAGAUGAAGGAGGGUUAUUAAUGGAUCUGUGUGUUGGGAGAUCAAACUUCUCCCUGUUGCCUUUUCUUUGAUUCCUCCUCCACCCUAAGGGACCCUGAUCAGCACUUGUGCAUCUGUUUAGGAUUUGUAGGAUUUGGUUGCUCUAUAGUUGGCAAUAUAAGAUCUGCAGUACCAUAAAUAAAUUCAUUUAUUUAAUCUUAUAACAAGUCUUUUUAUUGGACUUAACUGAUUAUUUGGUGCAUAUAUUUAAUCUUAUUGUGAAAAAGCUGCUAUGAAAAAUAUGUAGAUUAUAAUAAAUAUGUAAACAUAAUUGAUUUUUCAUGUUAUGAAAAUGCUAUGGAGGAACUGAUAUAUUUUAGUAUAAAAUAAUGGAAAUAUGCUGAAUUAUCUCUGAUAAAGCUUUACUGGAAAUGGUUUCGGUGUUGGCAGCCCCUCCAUGGUUUUUGUUUGUGCUGGUUUUGAGUCAGUUUUGUGUUGAAAAAUACAUUUAAUUAUCUUUGGAGUUUUCCCUUCAUCAUCAUCUGGCAGCGUGUCGUGCUGUGCUCCCUGGAGGGAUGUGUUUGCAUCUGGCCCAGGGAAAGACUUCCAAAUUCAGGAGAAUCAGCCUCAUAAUUCAUCUCUAACAGCCUGGACCUGUGCUCAGAACAAUGGACUGGAAAAUGAACCCAGUGGAUUGUAGCAUUCUGCCUCAAAUCCCAAAAUACAGGUUUGUGUGUCUCCUGUUGCUAAAUGUGUUCUUGGAGUUUUUCAUUCUAUGUGGUUCCUCCUGCUCUGAGGAAAAAAGAUGUGGUUAAAGAAUUCUCAUUCCUGCAAUUCCUGCCAAAGUGGUGGUUUCCUAACUCAGCCCAACAGAAGUGUGCUAAGAAAAUCAUUGCUGAGCACUGAAAUGAAGGGGGAAAUCCAGGGUGUUGUACAGGAAGUGUUUCACACACACACAGACACUCUUUUUCAAUUUCUGCUUCAUUCUUCCUAGCAGAGAAGCAGCUUCUGCAAACCUGGCCAGGCACUGGAGCACAAAGGAUCGUGUUGGUGACAUUGAUGCCACACUUCACACGGUGGGAAUAUUUUUAUCCCUGUUCUUUAGUUUAUUUUUCACCUGUUCAUCAGAUCUUCAGUCUCUGGUUGCUGCAGCAGAGCAAUGGCAUUUGGGCAACACCCAGACCUGUGUCCUCAGCUGUAGCUUCUCCCUGGGGCACUGCCAGGGCUGUGACCUUCCCAGGCAACAUUUUUUUCUUAACCAGUAUUGAUUUCAGGAGUUGAGCAUAUCAAAGUGAGGUAUAAAUUACUGCUGGAUUACUGAGUAAUCAACAAGAAUUUUCAUUUCUAGUUCUCAAGUCCUUUUGUUGCGUUAAGAUUAAUGUGAGAAGAGUCAGUUCCUUGCUGGAUGUUGAAAAUGAAAGAGCAAAAGUAGAUUUUUAGGUGAUGUGAAAGUGUCAGGUGAAAUGUUCACUGCUGUCCUGCUGUGUCCCCUGAGGUGCUGCUUUCCCAGAGCUGCUGCACAGGGAGCUGAGGCUGCUCCACCCUUUCUGAUGGUGCAGCUCAUUUAGUCACAACUAAAUGAGAGCUUUAACUCUCUAAAUGUAGCAACUUGUUUCCCAAGAUCACUUGAGACAUAACCUUUUCCUAUUUUUACCAGUUUUGUCCCAAAGCUUUCAUUUGAGACAGGAAGGAGAGGGUAACAGCUGUCAGUGCAGAAGGAGGAAAUGGUUCUGGAAUUCCUUAUAGCAGAAUUGGGUUGUGGAAUGUGCAGGACAGGAGAGGCACAGUGAGAGGCACAGUGAGCCACAGCUGAGCCAGGUUACAUCUCCAGUGCCCUCUGUGCCCUGCACCUCUCCUGGCACUGCACAUUUGAACCAGUUUCAACCAGAACUCAACCAUGUUUGAGUUCUGAUACAGAAGCAGCUGUUGGUCUGUGUGCUACUGAGUGAGGAAAGCAGUUAAACAAACACUCUGCACCCCAAACAAAGCCCUUUCUCACAAAACAUCCCAUACCUUGUAAAUGAGUUUCUGAUUGCACUUUCUGAUUUUUUUUUUCUUUUCAUACACGUUCUUGAAACUUCUAUUGUAACUGUAAUUAUUUUUGUUCUCACCUAUUGUGCAUUCUCUGUAUGUAUUAAAUUUAAAAAAAGGCUUUGAUAUGUAAUUUAAUAAUAAAUUAGAAUUCUAAGCAA